CCCAAUAUUAUUCUCAUUAGUAAGAUCCUCCUUUCUAAUUUUUUCUUUUUAAUUCGUAAUAAUUUGUUCUUGAGAGCUUUGAUUGUGGAGUAAUCUCGUGGAAGCUUAAAACUUAGGAAUUUUUAAGGUUCAAUAGAUCGAUCGAUUUGAAUCGAUCAUGUUAUCGAAUCAUUUCGAAAACAGAUCGGAAACGGCGAGGUUUGCUUGGUCUCGGCUUCCGCAUGCAGACGACGGUGAACUCGACGGAGUCGGACUCUUGAGUACGACUACAAGCAAUAGGAACGGCGUCGAAAGCCUUGAUUAUGAAGUUAUUGAAAAUUACGCUUAUAGAGAAGAACAUGCUCAACGAGGACAGCUUUUUGUUAUAUAUAACGCGGGUGUUAAGUGGUUCUUCGCUUUGCUCAUCGGCAUUGGUACUGGAUUAGCUGCUGUGUUUAUCAAUAUUUCAGUUGAGAUUGCUGGAUGGAAGUUUGCCUUGAUUUUUAGCAUAAUACAGAAGUCGUAUCUGGCUGGCUGUCUAAUUUACAUCUUAAUCAACUUAGCUUUAGUCUUUUCUUCUGUGUAUAUCAUCACCCAAUUUGCACCGGCUGCAGCAGGAUCUGGUAUUCCUGAAAUUAAGGGCUACUUGAAUGGAGUUGAUAUUCAUGGUAUCCUUCUUUUCAGAACUUUGAUUGGAAAGAUAUUUGGAAGUAUUGGUUCUGUUGGAGGUGGUCUAGCUCUGGGCAAAGAAGGUCCUCUUGUCCAUAUUGGUGCUUGUAUUGCUUCUUUACUUGGACAAGGUGGAUCCACAAAAUACCAUCUGAGUUCCAGUUGGCUUCAAGGUUUCAAGAGUGACCGGGAUCGGCGGGAUCUUGUGACCUGUGGCUGUGCAGCUGGAGUUGCUGCUGCUUUUAGAGCUCCUGGGGGUGUAUUAUUUGCAUUAGAGGAGGUUACAUCUUGGUGGAGGAGCCAACUAAUGUGGCGUGUCUUUUUCACUUCUGCAAUUGUGGCUGUUGUUGUGCGAGUUGCUAUGGGAUGGUGUAAAAGUGGAAACUGUGGACAUUUUGGUGAUGGUGGCUUUAUUAUAUGGGAUAUAUCAGAUGGUCAAGAGGACUAUUCUUUUGAGGAAUUAUUGCCAAUGGCACUUAUUGGGGUCAUUGGAGGUCUUCUAGGAGCUUUGUUUAACCAACUUACUCUAUAUGUGACUCGCUGGAGACGUAAUUAUUUGCACAAGAAAGGGAAUCGAGUUAAGAUAUAUGAAGCAUGCCUCAUCUCUGUUUUAACGUCAGUUAUAUCUUUUGGACUACCACUACUAAGAACCUGCAGUCCAUGCCCAGACUCUGAACCUGGCUCUGAAAUUGAAUGUCCAAGGGCUCCCGGAGUGGAUGGGAAUUAUGUGAAUUUCUACUGCAGUAAGGACAAGGAAUACAAUGAUCUUGCAACUAUCUUCUUCAAUACUCAGGAUGAUGCCAUCAGGAAUUUGUUUAGUGCAAAAACAAUUCACGAGUUCAGUGCCCAAAGCUUGUUGACAUUUUUGGUUAUGUUCUAUACCUUAGCCGUAGUGACAUUUGGUACUGCUGUUCCAGCUGGUCAAUUUGUUCCUGGAAUAAUGAUAGGAUCAACAUAUGGUCGUCUUGUUGAUUUUACUGUUAACCAUUACAAGAAACUGAACAUUGAAGAGGGAACAUACGCACUUCUAGGAGCUGCUUCAUUUCUUGGGGGUUCUAUGCGUAUGACAGUAUCACUGUGUGUCAUUAUGGUCGAAAUCACAAAUAACUUGAAAUUUUUACCGCUUAUUAUGCUUGUUCUUCUCAUAUCUAAGGCUGUUGGAGAUGUUUUCAAUGAAGGUUUAUAUGAUGAACAAGCACGAUUGAGGGGCAUUCCAUUGCUGGAAUCAAGACCCAAGUACGAGAUGCGGAAAAUGACUGCCCAGGAAGUCUGUGGGAACCAGAAGGUUCUUUCACUUCCUCGGGUUGUAAAGGUUGCAGACGUGGUUUCCAUUUUGCAAAGCAAUAAACAUAACGGCUUUCCCGUGGUUGAUCACAUGAGAAAUGGAGAGCCACUUGUCAUCGGAAUUAUGCUUCGAAGUCACCUACUGGUACUUCUUCAAUCCAGGAUUGAUUUCCAGCAUAGUCCUUUACCCAGUCAUUCCACUGGUGGAUCCAGAGCAAUUAGGCCUAAUUACAGUGAAUUUGCUAAACCUGUUUCGAGUAAAGGAAUAUCAAUAAAUGAUAUCUACCUUAGUUCGGACGACUUAGAAAUGUACAUAGAUCUUGCACCAUUUCUGAAUCCUUCACCGUAUGUGGUACCUGAAGAUAUGUCUUUAACAAAGGUCUACAAUCUUUUCCGACAACUGGGAUUGAGACACAUAUUUGUUGUUCCUCGUGCAUCUCGAGUGAUCGGUGUGAUCACUAGAAAGGAUCUGCUGAUUGAGGAGGGAGCUGAGUAUUCAACUACCACGGAGCUCCAGUCUACUAGUGUAAGUGGUCAGCGACAUGAGAGACUGCCGGCGGCGGAGAAUGGUGUGGAUUUAGACCGGCCACUUCUGAAUGGUCUUUUGGUUCAACAUCAAAGGUGAAGGUCAUAUUCCUGCUCCAUUCUUCUAUUCUUUUUGGUUCUACCAUCCGUGACCCUUCUGAUCAGAUUCUUUAUCUAUGAAUCUCAGUAACUAAUAUUUUGUAUCAUUAAAGAAAAAC
Molecule: messenger RNA, 2675 nt
Organism: Hibiscus syriacus
Lineage: Eukaryota; Viridiplantae; Streptophyta; Magnoliopsida; Malvales; Malvaceae
Product: chloride channel protein CLC-d-like
Biological process (GO): chloride transport; transmembrane transport
Cellular component (GO): membrane; intracellular membrane-bounded organelle
Molecular function (GO): voltage-gated chloride channel activity
Source: RefSeq, a predicted model, not a curated record